Messenger RNA from Mycena citricolor, 1696 nucleotides. Lineage: Eukaryota; Fungi; Basidiomycota; Agaricomycetes; Agaricales; Mycenaceae. The record is from the annotation of a GenBank genome assembly.
AAUUCUAUGACACUCUACAUUCAGUUCAGCCACAUACCGAAUGUCGCACAGAUCGAGACCUACGCACUUCUACAUCUGCUCUGCCGUUGCCCUGUCUGACGGUGCGCUGCGGCCCGAUGUGUCGCCAUAAGACCAAUGGGCAGCGAAAACGGGUGCUUUCGGUCGUCGCUCGCCUAUCUUUAUCCUACCUGCCAUCGGCAUGGCUCGGCCAUGUCCUUAGACGACCGAUGCCGACGUCUGCAUGAUUGGCCUUUCUCGUCGCGAUGCGCAAAAUCAGACCUCAAUCCUUCGGACUUCUGAGGGACAGCACUGCCCCUUAACCAGGCUCGGAAAUCGCCAGAGUCCACAUCUUGUCUCACAUCCGCAUCGCUAGUCAAUGAAGCCUCUGCCAGUAGAGGCCCUGGAUCCGUUGGUACUUCUCCAGCGUGUUAGAAAUCUUUGUCCAACUCUGAAGCUUGCCGACAACCCGUUCGGGCUACGACGCGAAAGAUGUACGAGAAGCUGCACGCGGCGUAGUCGAAGCCACUCCACAUCUGUGUCUGUCCGAUGCAGCCAACGUGGAGCACGUUUACCGGCCGACUCGAGGAAUGGGCCAGAACAAGCUGACCCACGUUGGGUCGGCCGGAAGGAGAUACUAGUAUCCGGCCGCAGCCCUGAAGGUCGCCCAGGGAACCACGAUGAUGCCAUACUGUGGGCGUGAAUGAAGGAACAACGAUGAAUGUACUGAUCUGUACGUCGGGGGAGGGAACCGGUGGAUCGCAUACUUACAACGCCGACGACGAUGACGGGACAUAGAAACUGGAAACAUCGCGCUGACCCCUUCAACUAAACGUGAGAAAUGCACACUAUCCGCAGGUUUCUGCUACCGUUCUGUAGAAAGUCUAUCUAGUUUUCUGUAGAUCCAUCCCUUCCGGUUAGGCAUUUUGUGCUAGGGCAGUGAAUAACCAAGUGAAUACGAUGAGGCCCGGCAAAGAUACAGCUGGGCUUUUGUGUCGUCUCCCCGACCACCCCCGGCCACCGCGAUGCAUCAGAUCCCCUUCAUCCGCAACGAGUGCGACAUCCCCGUACCACACUCGUACUCGCUGCAGCUCAGGACAUUGGGUGAUUUGCCCAGCAAUCUGGUACACGCUGAAAGUCCUAGUCCCAGCAGGGAUUUGAAGACACGUUCUGGGACAUUCCCAGACCUUUGCGCCGUUGCUGUUUGCCGUACAAUCGAUGAGGACACGGAAGUGUUGGGUCUCCGGCCAGCUUUGCGAGACCGUGGGCUCCUGAUUCGCCUGGAGCAAAGAGAACAACUGAGCAGAAAACAUCCACAGUAAAGGUCGGCGGGCAUGGAAUGCCUGCGUCUCGCGGAGCCCGACGUGGAUGUUCGCCGAGUUGUCGUAGGUGCCCAUUUCGAAGCCAGCGACAUGUGCUAACCCAGCGAUAUGUGCUCCGGCCCUGCGAGAAGCUGGCUUGUCGAUCUCUUUCUGCGCAAACUCGAACCCGCCAGCCUUCGCAGUCGGCCAUCCAACCGCAAUAUCUGAUGCACGGCAUUCCAAAUCCACCGCGAAUUGAGUGGCCGCGCAAGCGAGAUGAGCUGGGAAUCUUCGAUAUGCGGCCAGGGCCUCCAGGCAUUCAUCGCUCCUGGACUCUUUCUCUGUUGUUGAAUGUGCGCCCUCUGCCCAUGAUGGUAGGGCUGCCGGCUAAAGAUGCU